UCCGUACAGAACGUCGUGGAUUUAACUCCGUGUUUAUGUGUAGUGUAAUAUGUGAUGCUUAAUAAUUAAAAUCAAAGGACAUAUUUACCGGAAUAACAAUUAAAUUAUAAAAAAUAAUUGUUAAAAUGUUAUUACAACAAGCUCUACAAAAAAAAUUCAAAUAUGAAAAUUUUAAAAGUGAUUUGCAAGCACGUGCUACUGCAGCUAUCAAUGACAGAAAAAAUGACGUUUAUGUUUGCAUGCCAACUGGAGCUGGAAAAUCAUUAUGCUUUCAAUUGCCAGCAACGUUGAAAGAAAAUUCAGUGGCUCUUGUUAUUUCUCCACUUCUGGCUCUUGUCAAGAAUCAAGUAGAUUUUUUAAACACCAAAGGAAUAAAAGCAAAUGCAUUGAAUUCAAAAACAAGCAGCAAAGAGAAAUCAGCGAUAAUGAAGGAUAUAUCCAGUAAAAAACCAACAAUUAAAUUGUUAUAUAUCACACCUGAGAUGUGUGAUCAAGCUCACUUUCAAAGUUUAUUAGAGAGUAUGUACAAAUUAAAAACAAUUUCAUAUUUUGUUGUCGACGAAGCUCAUUGUUUAAGCCAAUGGGGGCACGAUUUUCGUCCUACAUACAGAAAAUUAAAUAUCUUGCGUUUAAAAUGUCCUGAAGUUCCAAUAAUUGCUCUCACUGCUACCGCAGCUAAAGAGAUUGUACAAGAUAUUUUUUCUAGUUUGACCAUGAAAAAUCCGUUGAUAUUUUCAGCUCCGGUAUUCCGUGAGAAUCUUUUUUACGAUGUGUGGUUUGUAGACGCCAUAACAAACCCUCUUGACCAUUUAGUUACUUAUAUUAUCGAAGCGCUCAGUUCUUUUGAUGAUACCAAGAUGCCGAUUAAUGGCAAAAAUUGCGGGAUUAUUUAUUGCCGUAAAAAAGAAGCUACGGAAUUUAUUGCUGAAAAAUUAAGCGCUUCGGGAAUUCCUACGUUAGCUUAUCAUGCAGGUUUAAAAAGUAGCAGCCGCACUGAAAUUCAAGAUAAAUGGACCUCUGGCUUGGUGCCAGUUAUUGCAGCAACCUGCAGCUUUGGAAUGGGAGUAGACAAAGGAUCAGUUAGAUUCGUUAUUCACUGGACAAUCCCACAAAGCAUAGCGGCUUAUUACCAAGAGUCCGGCAGAGCUGGUCGUGAUGGCAAUCCAGCUUUCUGUCGCAUUUAUUACAGUAACGAGGAACUGCGGGCUAUAUCAUUUUUGUUAAAAAAUGCAGAGCAUGAACAAAAUGCUGAUAUAGCUAAACAUCGGUUCAAAAAUUUUGAGACUCUUGUUAAUUAUUGUAUUGAGCCAAAAUGUCGGCAUGCAAGAUUUUCUCAAUUUUUUGGGGACAAUCCUCCGCAAUGUACUAACCGAUGCGAUGUUUGUAAAGAUGGAGAGGAUGUGAAGAGAAGAAUUGCUGAAUUUGAACUCAGUCAAUCGCGAUCACAUUCGCAUAGAAAAAGAAAUUACGAUGAUGACAGUAUUGCACUUCCUAAAUAUGACUUCCAGGAUGACCAAGAAGGUGGCGGAGGCUCCAGAGAUUCUUUUGAAGCUAGAGAAAAACGAGAAGCUAUGGCGAUGAUUCAGCAACAGUUUGCUCUACGUCGUGGUGAUAGUGACAAAAAUGAUAAGAUAAGAAAAAAAAACCAAAUAGACGCUAAAAAUUCACGAGUUAAAGCUGCAGAGAGUACUGAUCGUAAGGUCAAAGGUUUGUCAAUCCAAGUCCGUGAAUUUUAUCUGUCACAAUUGAAAGAUGCAUUGUUUAAGAAUUUUAAGUGUUGCCAAGAGGAGGAUUUAAUUGUAGACUUAGCAGAGACAAAUGUUGAUGAUGUAGCACGUGAAUUGGAGUACCGAAUCUUCAGUCAAACGAAGCUAGCCAAUAAAUACAAACUUAAUGUAUCUAAUGAGGUAUCAACUAUCCGACAAUGCGAAAAAUCUAAAACACUUCACGAAAGUUUUAAAAAAAUAGAUUCGCCAAAAAAAUCAACAAAUAAUUUCGGCGGAUUUAUAACUUGUACAGAAUUAAUAGAAAUAGAAAAUAAAAACAAAGUUACCGAUAAUUUAAUAAAUAAUAAAAAUCUAACGGCAUUUAAAAGUGCCUUGGAAUUAAAAAUUGAAGAAGACAGUGAGAAGAAAAAUAAAAAAAUUUUAAAUGGAGUUGAAGAAGAUCAUGAAUUAAGUAAUUUAAAAAAAUUAAUUUACGACGCUCCGAGCAACGAAGGUAUGAAUAAACAUUUUAAAUUUAUUGAUAAAAAAUCCGAUUUUUUAUUUGAUGCAAAAGAAAAAUCUGAUAAAGAAAAAGACAAAAUUACGGAAAGUCUCAAAAAAGACAAGAAAAUUAAUGAGAGUCAAUCUGCAAAAAAACGUCAGGUUAAAAAAAAAAUCUCUGGCCAGGAACAGAAUUCUUUGUUGAAAUACAUGGUCAAAAAAGAUAGCGUUAAAAAUAGUGAUAAAAAAAAUGUCAGUAAUAGUUUUGAUGAAAUAACGUCUAACCAUUCGGAUGUUUUGGUAAUAGAUGACUCCGAGCCAUUAAAUGACGAUAAAAAAGUUAUUAACGCUAAUAAUACUGACGUUAAUGGUAAAGUUAAUAAAAACUGUAAAAAUAAACGGUCAUAUUCUUCACCAAUGUCAGCCGAGACGGGUGAAAUAAACCGGCCGAGUAAGCGAAGUAAAAAUGAUUCGGUAGAUAAAAAUAAUAAGAGUAAAAAAGAUAAAAGUUUAGAUUAUACUGAUGAGAAAAAAAAAUUACGCUUUGAUACUGCUAAAGUUCUUAAAGCUUAUCUUAUGAAGUUUUAUCCUUCGAAAAGAAUUCCUGAUAAAGAAUCUUUUACUAAAAUUUGUCGAGGGAUUCAUGUGUUGAUUAUGGAUAAAAAAAUAUUUGCUGAACCGGAUAUUUACAAAUUUGUGAGAAAUUAUUUACGUGAAAAUACCAGUAAUCCCAGUGGGUAAAAAUAAAACCAAUUACCAAUUUACCUCAAUAAUCAGUACCUCAAAAAAAAAUUUUUUUAUUUUUAUUUUUAAUCAUUGUUCAUUGUAAAAACAUGUUGAUUAUUUAUUUGUGCUAUUUAUAAAAAUACUUAAAAUUUUUCAUAAUAUUGAAUUAGUUUUUUUUUUAUUAAAAAAAAAAAAAGCUCAUGACCAUUAAAUUGUAAACAAUUAGACUUAGGUUUAUUUUUUCUUACGAUUGUUUAUCAUUACUAACGACGCAACCAACUGUAAUGUUUUUGCAAUGAGUUAGUGUUACAAAAAUAUAUUUAGGUGUAAUAUGACGAAAAGCGCUUGACAUUUAAUUUAAUAGGAAGUGUUGAAUAAAUUUUAAUAAGAUACAAAAUAA
Messenger RNA from Cotesia glomerata, 3333 nucleotides. Its product is annotated as ATP-dependent DNA helicase Q5-like. Gene Ontology annotation, biological process: double-strand break repair via homologous recombination. The transcript has 12 exons. Gene Ontology annotation, molecular function: ATP binding; nucleic acid binding; four-way junction helicase activity. Gene Ontology annotation, cellular component: chromosome; cytoplasm. The coding region runs from base 126 to 2948 and encodes 940 amino acids. The record is from RefSeq and is a predicted model, not a curated record. Lineage: Eukaryota; Metazoa; Arthropoda; Insecta; Hymenoptera; Braconidae.